This is a messenger RNA of Vigna angularis (adzuki bean), 1055 nucleotides long. Its product is annotated as GDSL esterase/lipase WDL1. The record is from RefSeq and is a predicted model, not a curated record. The transcript is spliced from 6 exons. Lineage: Eukaryota; Viridiplantae; Streptophyta; Magnoliopsida; Fabales; Fabaceae. Bases 53 to 823 code for a protein of 256 amino acids.
CACAUCUAUAAAUAUUGACGUGAGAGUGAAUUAUUGAUAUAUAUUUUGAGAAAUGGUAGGACCAGUGAGGCCUCAAUUUGUGUUGUUUGGUUCAUCCAUAGUUGAGCUGAGUUAUACUUGUGAAGGUUGGGGAGCUACCCUUGCCAACUUGUAUGCUCGCAAGGCAGAUGUAAUUUUGAGAGGAUAUUGCGGUUGGAAUACAAGACGUGCUCUGCAAGCUCUGGAUAAAAUAUUUCCUAAGGAUGCCACUGAUCAACCAUCAUUGGUAAUUGUGUACUUUGGUGGCAAUGAUUCUAUGCAUCCACAUCCAACAGCCCAUAGUCCUCAUGUACCCCUCCAAGAAUACAUUGAAAAUAUGAGGAAGAUUGCAAUCCAUCUAAUGAGCCUUUCAAAGAAGACUCGCUUAAUAUUCCUCAGUUCCCCUCCCAUCAAUGAGGUGCAAAUGCAUGAAAUGCUCAGUGAUCUACUGGGGCCAUUAAAAAGGACAAAUGAAUCCUGUCGAUUAUACUCAGAAGCAUGUUUGGAGCUGUGCCGUGAGAUGAAUGUGAAAGCCAUUGAUCUCUGGUCUGCACUCCAGCAAAGGCAUGACUGGUUAGAUGUUUGCUUCACGGAUGGAAUUCAUUUGUCACAUGAGGGAAACAAAAUAGUGGCAAAAGAGAUAUUUAAGGUCCUCAGAGAAGCAGACUGGGAACCUAGUCUGCACUGGAACUCAAUGCCAACAGAGUUUGCAGAAGAUUUUCUUUAUGAUCCAAAUUGUGCUGAUAGAAAGAGUAUUAUAAAUGUCUCUAACGGGAACUUCCAAGGAAAUUCUCAAUUGGAGUAGAAUUAUUCUGCAUUUUCAAGCAACAGAAAAACCCAUAAUUUGAAUCUCAAAGUGGAAUGGUUUUAUACUGUUUAUAGGUGCUUAAAGAAAUAUGUUGUUCUUAAAGCAUAUUGUAGCAUGUUAAAAGCACUUUUGAAAAUAGAAAUAAAAUCGCACAUACAGAUAGGGCUACCAACAAAAUUCAAAUCAUUGUCGUUUCGUCGAUUUUUAUGUUUACAAGAUUUUUGAAUCA